AGAGAUCUUUGCAUUAUGGCAACUAUUGAAAUAGAGUCUCCUGCUAAUGUGAGGAUUUUAGAAAGAAAAGUGGUUAUCCUUGAAAAUCAGAUUCAUGACCUGAAGUAUCGCAUUAUUAGCAAUGAGAGGAAAGUGGCAGAGGAGAAACGACGUAAAUUAGACUCCAAAUUCAAACAGAAAUUCAAACAGCAGCGCUUACCAGCAUGGCAGCCCAUUCUUACAGCAGAUACAGUCCUCCCAGCAUUUUUCCUUAUUGGAUUACUCUUCAUCCCACUUGGUGUUGCACUCUUGUACUUCUCUGAAAAUGUUCAGCAGUUUGAAUUGGAUUACACAGAUUGUGUAAGUAUUGAUGCCACAGAAUACAAUGGACAGCCUUGCAUGGAAGUUAUAAGUAAAAAUGUCUCAUCUAAGUGUAGUUGUCUGGAACCUUUCACACUUGAUAAGGAUUUUGAGAAGAAUGUUUAUAUGUACUAUGGCUUGGAUAAUUUCUACCAAAACCACCGACGAUAUGUAAAAUCCAGGUAUGACUACCAGUUGCUUGGGAAAAAGGUUACGACUGUCCCUUCAGAUUGUGAGCCUUUUGGCAAAGAUCAAGAUGGGAAUAUUUAUGCUCCAUGUGGUGCUAUUGCCAACUCUAUGUUCAAUGACACACUCAAACUAUACCGGAAGGCGAGCCCUGAAAAUGAAGAAAUCAAGUUACUUAAAAGAGGCAUUGCUUGGCCCACAGAUCGAACACUCAAGUUCAAAAACCCUCCUGGUGCACUCAACCAGACUGAAGCUUUUGCAGGUACAGCGAAGCCUCUUUAUUGGACAAAGAGUGUCUUUGAUUUAGAUCCAGAUGAUCCAGAAAACAAUGGUUUCCAGAAUGAAGACCUAAUAGUGUGGAUGAGGAGCGCUGCUUUCCCAAAAUUCCGCAAGCUUUACAGGAAGAUUGAUCAUUCAGAGAUUGGGUACAAGUUUGGAUUGCCAGCUGAUAACUAUUUGUUAGAAGUAGAAUACAACUACCCAGUUCAUGCUUUUGAUGGAAGAAAACGCAUGUUCCUUUCUACUACCAGCUUUCUUGGAGGGAAAAACAGCUUCUUGGGAAUUGCUUAUAUCACUGUAGGUGCUAUUUGUCUGCUCCUUGGCAUAAUUUUCCUCAUCAUUCACAUCAAGUUUGGAAAAAGGAAAGUCACAUGAUACAAGAUAGUUAUGGGCUGUGGAUCAACUGAACAUCACCCCGAACACAGGCUAUAAUGAUUAAUUUAAUUAAUUAUACUGCAAAGUCAUGUAUUGUGUGAAAUAUGAUUGUGAACAUUAGUUGCAGUAGUGUACUAUAUAUAGGUGAGGAGAGCAGAAAGUGCUAUUUUAUAAUCUUCAUAUAUGAGGAUAAUUUGACUUUGAUUUCAUACCAAAGAAUUAUAUUUAACACAGAUCUUUAUGGGGUUAUAGUUACUAUUGUAAUGAAGAAGUGUAAGUGUUUUCUGGUCAGGUUAUUAAGAAAGUUCUUGGUCUGAGCAUAGUUUUAUUAUACAAGUAUCACAGCGUUUUGGUUUGUCAAGAAUGCUGGGAACUUUAUUAAUGUCUGAUGUGCUCAAAAAAUACAAGAUGCACAUGAUUUUAGUGUAAGCAAAUACCACUGGAAAAUAAUGGCAGAAUUUCAAUGCCAAGAGCUUUGACAUUUAUUGUACCCUGACGAUGUGUGCAUAAUUGUAAACAUGCAGGUACUGAACUUCUGUCAUUAUCCAGUGAUAUUUACUUAUCUUUUGUCAUAUUUGUACUCUGUGGAAUGGUUUAGGAUUUGAGUACUUGAGAAUGUUUCAAAGCAAAUAGGAUUAUUCCCAGCAGUUAUUGCAUAUUUCUUCUUAUUUAAAUUAAGUCACUUUUAUAAGCAUUAUCAAGCAAACAAAAUAUUGAAUCACUGGAUGUAUAUAUAAUUUUAUAGUCAUUGUUUUAUUAUUUGAAACGGUAUAAAUUAUAUAUUCCUGAAAAGAAUGUACUGUAUCUCUUUUUCAGGAUGAAAAGAAACAUAUGUACUUAUUAUUUGGGAAGGUAUAAGUUAUAUAUUCUUGAAAAGAAUGUAGUAUGUAUUGUAUCUCUUCUUACAGAUGAAAAACAUACUAAGUUUUUAAUGUCUUAGAACUUUAUUCCUUGUCUUGUAAGUUGAUACCUGAACAUAAAUGUUGAAUGAAAGCGUAAGCAUAUAUUUGAUCUGUAUAAGCAUAUACUAUUUGGAAUUAUAUGCCUUUAAAAUUUCAUGGUCCACUUUUAGAGGUUCUAGUAUCUCCAUCUAAAGGAGUUUGAUGGCUAUUUGGUGAUAAAUUAAAAUUACUCAAUAAUAAUUAAAAAGUAACUAAGUUACCAUGCUGUUUAAGAGACAUGAUAGCACUACAUAAAGAGAAAUAAUGAGCAUUUCCCCUUAUUUUAUAAAUUUGCAGACUUUCAUUAUGGGUUUACAAAGAUGCGUCUUGUACCAAACUUCAUAUUGAUAUACAAAUUUAUCUCCUUGGUUUGAUAUAGUUACAGUACUUCAUUGUGUUAUGCUUAGGAAGAGUACACUUAUAAGUAAGAAUUGAUUUCUGCUUUGCAAAAUUUUACAUUUAUUUUUUGAUAAUUGGAUUCAUUUAUUUAAUAGGUUCAGACUGCUUCAGGACUGCAUAUUAAGUCUAGUCAGUAUUUUACUUACCGUGGAAGUAAUAUUGAUACUGUAAUUUCUGGGUCUCUGAGAUUGCCUCACAUCUCUUUAUCAGCAAAUUGGGGUUGUCACAACUAAGUCAAUGGCCACAAUCACUGGUACUACUGGACAACUUGUGAUAUAUGUAAUCAAUAGGUAGGCAUACUUGCUUUAUGUCAAACUUGGGGUCAGUUAUGUUUGGGUAUUACAUAAAUAGUUUCAUUUGGGAAUAUUCCAUCUAUUCGUGAUUGAAUGCCUGUUCGCUAUUAUAUAAUAAUGUCCUUCAUUUGUAAGAAAAGCAGAUCUAAACAUUGUGGAUAAGCAUUUUUUAGUACUAGUACUUAAUUCUAGCUCUUGCAAUCAUGUCAUUUUCCAUAAUUUGUGACACAAAAUAUUUUUUACGUCUUGAGAAUAUUUUACAAUUCUUUUUGUUAUUUUUUCCCUAAUAGGAAUAUUUUACUGUCCCCCAUUUUAUGUUCACUCGUACUUGUGAUUCAUCUGUAAUAUGUUAAGCUGUUAAAAAUUGAUGUGGUGCUUACUGCGUAUUGUAUAAAGUACAGUAUUAAAUUUUACUUGCUAACUUUAUGAUGGGAUACUGAUAAAGUGAAUGCUCCUUUCUCUGUGAAAGAGCGUAAUUCUCUAAUACAUAAUUUAAGUGUUAGUAUUUGAGAAUGUUUCUGUGAGGAAUGUUUGUUUAUUUAAGCCUUUAGGUUCAAAUCACAAGUUGCAUUUUAAUUAAAAGUAAGAGAAUUUAUGUUUAGUAAUUAUACAUUUUGUAGGGUAUAGCCUCUUUCAAUACUUUAUAUACUUGUAGCCUUACAAAUUAUUGCAAGAUUAAUUUUUCUUUAAAGAGUUCCAUUUUGCUUUUAGAGGGCCCACAUUUAUAUUCAACAAAGAUGGAGAAAUGUUCUAUGUAGAGGCAAUUUUUUACGUUCCAGAUUUCACUGAAUAUAUGUAUAUUUUGAGAUACAAUUGGCUUUGUUCUUUUAACCAAAGUCUGCAGUGUACAGGCAUUUCCCGGUGAUUGGCAGGGUGCUGAUAAGCGAAACCCACGAUUAACCGAAACUCAGCGAUUUGUGGUGCCGAUAACCAGUUAAUAGCACCUCUUAGGUAUGUUAUGGUGCCACAAUGCUAUUAUCAGCACCUUAUUGUGCCAUUAAGCAAAAUUUGGCCUGUUAUGGCACCAUUAAUAAAAAAUUGGCCUGCUCUGGCACCAUAAAACCGGAUCGCCAUUAACCAAGACCGCCGAUAACCGGGGACUGCCUGUAAUAAUUAUCCAGAUGUAAGAGUGCACAUCUAAUAAAAACCAUGUCAUGGUAGCAUGAUAGUAAUGUACUAUUGAACUUCACAUUAGGCUAAAGUUGCACUGUCAUAGAUGUUUGUCUUCAUAAAAGUGUAACUGUUGUAUGCCAUAAUAGCCUUAUCAUCUGGAAUUACAUCCUGCAGUGUAAUUACAAAGAAUUUCUAAGUGACCUUAUAUGUAGCAUGAUUAAGUUUCUUUUAAGGUUAAAAAAAUGUGGAUUUUGUUAUUUUGGUUUUAACUUGGUUUAUGAUGGUUUAUAGUCUGACAUCUUAAAUAAAAUUAUAUCUUA
Messenger RNA from Macrobrachium nipponense, 4245 nucleotides. It is a transcript of the gene CDC50, whose product is annotated as cell cycle control protein 50A-like. Gene Ontology annotation, cellular component: Golgi apparatus; plasma membrane; endoplasmic reticulum. The transcript has 9 exons. Lineage: Eukaryota; Metazoa; Arthropoda; Malacostraca; Decapoda; Palaemonidae. The coding region runs from base 16 to 1179 and encodes 387 amino acids. The record is from RefSeq and is a predicted model, not a curated record.